Rotaria sp. Silwood1 is the source of this 5400-nucleotide messenger RNA. The record is from the annotation of a GenBank genome assembly. NCBI's taxonomy places the organism in Eukaryota, Metazoa, Rotifera, Eurotatoria, Philodinida, Philodinidae.
AUGGCACAAAAUGAUAAUGACGAUUCGGAUGUUAGAGUAAAAAGACAAGUUAAUAGACUUAAUAGAGUUCCAGCAAGACCGACUCGAUCGGAAUAUGGUGAUGAUACAUAUAUUCAAGGUUCAGAAUGUAAAGGUUGCGGUCCACGACGUGAUUGCCAAUGUCCUGGAAAGGGUGCUAUGGGUAUUUCUGGUCCACCAGGCUUUCCCGGUAUUCCAGGUGAACGUGGCUUAAAAGGCCCUUCAGGAGGCCCAGGUGCUCAAGGUCUUCAUGGUGAAAAAGGCGAUCGUGGUUUAUACGGUACCAAAGGCGAACGAGGUGAUGAUGGUUUAUUGCCCAUUGAUGGUCAAAAUGGUUUUCCUGGACAACCUGGUGCUAUGGGUCCACGCGGUAUUCCCGGUGUGCCAGGAUGCAAUGGCAGCAAGGGUGAACCUGGUGAACCUGGACGCGUUGUUGUAGAAGGUGGUUCAGGCCUUCCCGGUCCACCUGGUCGAGUUGGUGAACCAGGUGAACCAGGUGAAACAGUAGGCAUUAAUGGUGUCAUACUUGGACCACGCGGUGAUCCAGGCUUUCCUGGUCCUCCAGGUGUUGUUGGCUGGCCAGGCCCUCCAGGUCCUCCCGGUAUGCCAGGUUCAGUGGGGUCUCCAGGACCAGAUGGUCCACCUGGUUUAAGAGGAGAUCCAGGUUUGCCAGGUUCAACUGGUCAACCAAGCUAUGGUAUCAAAGGUGGACGUGGUGAGCCAGGUGACAAUGCUCCUACGUCAGCGAGCACAGUUCCAUAUGGUCGUUUACGAGGUAUUACAAAUGUAGAAGGACCACCAGGCCCACGUGGACCAGAUGGUGAUCGUGGUUAUAAAGGAGAACGUGGUCAACAAGGCUACUAUGGUAUCAAUGGUUUACAAGGACCUAAAGGAGAAAAAGGUGAAUCUGGUUCACCUGGUCCACAAGGUAAAUUUGGUAAAGAAGGUCCACAAGGUUCAUUUGGUGUCAAAGGAACAACAGGACCAGCGGGUCCACCUGGAGCUGAUGGCCUUCCUGGCGAACCUGGUCGAAAUGGAUAUCCUGGUCCGAAAGGACAACGUGGUGACGUUGGUGAACAAGGUCCAAAUACUUAUGGUGCUAGACGAGCUCGACCACUUCCUGGACCACCAGGUUAUCCGGGAAUGACAGGUGAUGCUGGCCCAACUGGAUUAGCAGGAGUUCCUGGUUUACCUGGCCUUGAAGGAAUGAAAGGUGAAAGAGGUGGUUAUGGUUCACCUGGUCGACCUGGUCCUAUGGGAGAUACAGCUGAUGCAGAAAAGGGCGAUCGAGGUUUUGAUGGUCUUCCUGGUCCUCCUGGACUACCGGGUCCUGCUGGUACUCCGGGUGAGAAGGGUGCCAUUGGUGAUAAAGGAUUACCUGGUGAAGACACAUACGGUCCACGUGGAAAUAAUGGUCUUCCGGGUCGUACUGGCUAUCCCGGUUUGGUUGGACCUCCAGGUGAUAGUGGUGAACCAGGUCUACCAGGCCUUCCUGCCGAACCAGGUUUUCAAGGAUAUCAAGGAUAUGGCCCAACUGGUCCACAAGGAUACCCCGGUCGACCAGGUCAACCCGGUACUCCAGGCUAUCCUGGUGUUCCUGGACAAAAGGGUGAUGUCGGUGAAUCUGGCGGUUGUGGAUUUUGUCCACCUGCUGUUGCUGGUCUUCAAGGUGAUCGUGGUAGUGUAGGUUAUCGUGGACGACCUGGUUUGAAUGGUGCACCCGGUUUUCGAGGUGGAAAAGGUGAUACAGGACCUAGUGGCCAAUCUGGAUCUCCUGGUUUACCUGGGCCAGAUGGAAUUCCGGGUCGAAAUGGUUAUCCAGGUAUUCCAGGACGCAAAGGUGAACCUGGCGAAAUGAUCGGUGCUGAUGGUAUUAAAGGCCGUCGAGGAGCAGAUGGUGAACCUGGAGUUAAAGGUUAUCAUGGUGACGUUGGUGAAACUGGUGUCAAUGGACGUGAUGGUUAUGACGGUGCUCCUGGUGCUCCUGGUGCACGAGGUUCUUGGGGUGAUAUUGGACGACCAGGAGCUCAGGGUAUUUCAGGAGCGAAAGGUCCACGAGGUCAACCUGGACCGCCCGGACAAAUAUUUGCAAGUGGACCACGUGGUGACAUAGGUGAACAAGGUCCACCAGGCAAAACUGGACGACCUGGUCUUCCUGGUCUACCUGGUGAUGAUGCACCAAUAUCGGAGGUAGCACCUGGUCCACCCGGUAUGAAAGGUCUUCCUGGAGAUGCUGGUACUUCGGGUCUACCUGGUGCUCCUGGCUUACCUGGACGAGAUGGUUUUCCUGGUGCUAGUGGUAUGCAUGGUCCAAAGGGUGAAGAUGGUCGACCUGGUCUUCCUGGAUUACCAGGAGAACAUGGUGUCAAAGGUUACCCUGGUCUUGAUGGACGACCUGGUCUUGAAGGACGACCUGGCGCUCCUGGAAUGAGUGGACUUCCUGGUGCACCCGGUAUACCAGGCGCCAAAGGUCAACGAGGUGAACCUGCGAUUGCAACAAUUGCUGGACCACAAGGCUAUCCAGGUCCAAAGGGUGUUACUGGUGAACGUGGUGCCCCUGGUUUACCAGGACCACGUGGUUUACCUGGUGGACGUGGUGUACCAGGCAUGCCAGGUGUAAAUGGUCUUCCUGGACAAGCUGGUCUACAAGGACCUAAAGGAGAAAGAGGUGGUACUGCACCCGGUUUAUAUGGUGAUGUCGGUUUUCCUGGUGCUCGUGGUCGAGCUGGUGCUCCCGGACGAGCUGGAGCUCCAGGUGCUCCUGGUGCACCUGGUCUUCGUGGUUUACCUGGUGAUAUGGGUCUUCCUGGUCAUGAUGGUUCACCAGGUUUUCCAGGUCAACCAGGCGAACGUGGUGACCAUGGCGGUCCUGGAUAUCCUGGUUUGAUGGGAAUGAAAGGUCGUCCUGGUAUUCCUGGUGAACGUGGAUUACCUGGCGGUCCUGGUCCAAAUGGUUUUCCAGGUUUACCAGGUCCUAAAGGAUAUCAAGGUGAUGUCGGAGCACCAGGUCUUGACGGUGGUGCUGGUGCACCUGGUCGAAAAGGAGACAUAGGAGAAACUGGUCUACCAGGUAUGCCGGGUCUUAAAGGUCUUCCGGGCGACUCUGGCACAAUUGGUCUUCAAGGACCUCCAGGUGAACCUGGUCUUCCUGGCUUUGCUGGUGCUCCUGGUUUACCUGGUCGUGAUGGACGUCCCGGUUUACCAGGUUUGAAAGGUGAAAUGGGUGAUUGGUUCAAAGGCGUUACUGGUAUACGAGGUGAACCUGGUCUUCCUGGUCUUCCUGGUCUUCCCGGUGCUCCAGGUCUUCGCGGAAUUCCUGGUUCACCUGGUCCUAGCGGACCACGAGGACAACCAGGUCUUGUUGGAUUUCCAGGUUUACCCGGUCUCGCAGGUGCUCCUGGAUUACCUGGACUGAAAGGAAAACCAGGCGACAGUGGCUAUCCGGGAGGUCCUGGACAACCUGGUGAUCGCGGUAUGCCCGGUCGUGCUGGUUCACCUGGUCUUCCUGGUUUUAAAGGAAUGGCUGGAGAACCAGGUCGAGAUGGACAAGCUGUCGCAAUCGGACGAAAAGGAGAACCAGGUGAUGCUGGUGCACCUGGCGCACCAGGACUUAAUGGAGCAGUUGGUGAUGCUGGUAUGUAUGAUAUGAUAUAUCCUGUUUUUUCUAAAUUUUGUAUUUGUCAAUAUUUUAAUUUAGGUCUUCCGGGUGCUCCAGGCCUUUCCGGUGCGCAAGGAUCAGCAGGUCGUGAUGGAUAUCCCGGUGCACGAGGAGAACGAGGCCUAUCUGGCAUUCCAGGCAAACCUGGACGACAGGGUGCACCUGGAUAUCCAGGACCUAAAGGAAAUGCUGGAUUACCUGGACGUCCUGGUAUGAAAGGUCUACCAGGUGAAAGUGGUGGUCGUUCAUUGCCUGGUCUUCGUGGUGAGCCAGGUCGUGAUGGUAUUCCAGGUCGGCCAGGUCUUAAAGGACCACCAGGUGACGUUGGUCGACCAGGUCCACCAGGUCGUGAUGGUGUAGGAUCAGUUGGUAGACGAGGUCCACAGGGAGAUCGUGGUCAAGAUGGUUUACCUGGUCGAGCAGGAGCACCAGGUUUUCCUGGAAGAGAUGGUAAACCAGGCUUAGUUGGUCCACCAGGUCUACCGGGUUCGCUCAGUGCAAGUGGUCUUCCUGGUAUCUCAGGCGCUCCAGGUGCAAAAGGAUUACCGGGUCAACCAGGACCGAUUGGAAAUCCAGGUCUUCCCGGCAGACGAGGCGAAUCAGGCACAAAUGGAGUUCCUGGAUUUCCGGGUGCUAAAGGAGCAAUGGGUGAUGCUGGUUUACCAGGUUCUGAUGGACGUCCAGGUUUACCAGGUCCAAAAGGAGAACCAUCUAUUGCACCGGUUAAUGUACAAGCAGGUCCUAAAGGUGGACGUGGUGAACAAGGAUAUCCUGGUGCUCCUGGACUACCAGGCCAAAUAGGUUAUCCUGGACCGAAAGGCUUGCCAGGUCAAGUAGGUCUUCCAGGACAUUCAGGCAGUCCAGGUUCGUUAGGUUCUCGUGGUCCAGUUGGUGAUAGUGGUUAUCCUGGACCAUCUGGUUUACAUGGUUCACCCGGUUCUCCAGGUACUGUUGGGCUUCCCGGUUAUCCAGGUGACGCUGGUGAUGGCUCAUUCAUAUUUGCACGACACAGCCAAGAUACUACAACUCCACAAUGUCCACAUGGAACAACUAGAUUACAAGAUGGUGGUUAUUCAUUUAUGGGUAUUCAAGGUGAUACAUAUGCCGCCCAUCAAGAUCUUGGUUCUUCGGGUAGUUGUUUACGUCGUUUUAGUGCUAUGCCAUUCUUAUUUUGUGAUAUUGGUAAUUCAUGUCAUUAUGCUUCACGUAAUGAUUAUUCAUAUUGGUUAUCAACAAAUGAACCAAUGUCAGCAAGUAUGUCACCAUUUGAAACACGUGAUAUACCAAGUCAUUUAAGUCGUUGUGUUGUUUGUGAAUCAUCAACACCUGUAUUUGCAAUUCAUAGUCAAUCACAACGUGUACCAACGUGUCCCGAUGGAUAUGAUCUUUUAUGGACUGGUUAUAGUUUUGUAUUUACAUCAGCUGAUGGUGGUCGUGGUGAUCAACAAAGUUUACAAUCACCUGGUUCAUGUCUUGAAAAAUAUCAUGAUCGACCAUAUUUUCAUUGCAAAGAUCAUUCACAUUGCAAUUAUUAUCCAAACAUGAUGACAUUUUAUUUAGCUACAUUAGAUGAUUAUACUGGAUUUGAAAAACCAAAAUUACGUACAUUAAAAGCUGGUACACAACGACAAUAUGUUAGUCGAUGUGCUGUAUGUCAUGCAAAUUUAUUUAAACAAACAGCUGGUGGACCAUCAGGAUUUUUUGCCCAAGUAAAGAAACUUUAA